Lacerta agilis (Sand lizard) is the source of this 2974-nucleotide messenger RNA. It is a transcript of the gene LSM14B, whose product is annotated as LSM family member 14B. The coding region runs from base 378 to 1649 and encodes 423 amino acids. The record is from RefSeq and is a predicted model, not a curated record. The transcript is spliced from 10 exons. NCBI's taxonomy places the organism in Eukaryota, Metazoa, Chordata, Lepidosauria, Squamata, Lacertidae. Gene Ontology annotation, molecular function: mRNA binding.
CUCUCCCCCAAUCGCCGCCUUGCCUCCGGGGCUAUAAAAGGAGCGGCCGGCCGGGGUUUCCUUCCUCAGUCCGCCGCAGCGGCGAGUGGCUUGUUCGUAGGUGAGGAGAGGAAUUGAGAAAGAGAGAGAGAGAAAAAGAGGUCGAGCUGCGGUAAACAAUAAAGACGACGACGACGCCGUGGUGCCUGCUAACUCGAGCCUGGCUGCUGGGCCUUGGCUAAGCCAGUCAUCGUCUGCGAGCGAGAGUGCUGGUCCCUGGCCCGGGUGUCGAGUCCUGCUCGGCCCGGCCGCCUUCAGCCCAGACUUAUCCCGCGCCUGCCCUGCGGCGCUCCCCCCCCCCCCCGCCAAGGCCCGCGGCCGCCCAGCCCGGCGACGCCAUGAGCUCGGGGACGCCGUACAUCGGGAGCAAGAUCAGCCUCAUCUCCAAGGCGCAGAUCCGCUACGAGGGCAUCCUCUACACCAUCGACACCGACAACUCCACCGUCGCCUUGGCCAAGGUGCGCUCCUUUGGAACUGAAGAUCGUCCCACAGACCGUCCUGCCCCUCCAAGGGAAGAAGUUUAUGAAUAUAUCAUCUUUCGAGGUAGUGAUAUUAAAGAUAUCACUGUAUGUGAGCCUCCAAAAGCGCAGCAUAAUCUCCCCCAGGAUCCUGCUAUUGUCCAGUCUUCUCUGAGCUCUGCCUCGGCACCCUCCUUUCAGCCACACGUGCCUUACAGUCCCUUCCGAGGUAUGCCGCCCUACAGCCAGCUUGCUGCCAGCUCUUUAAUUAGUCAGCAGUAUGCAGCUUCCCUUGGUUUAGAGAAACUGGUAAGCCCUCCAGCAUCAGCAGCUGCUUCCAGUCCUAGCACUUCCUCGUCUCCUCAGCCAGUUUCAGAGCCUGACUUGUCAUCAGAGCCACACCUGCUGUCUUCUAAGGGAGCUGCUUUCCCACCAGUUCAUUCAGUGCGCAAAAGUCCCAUGGUGGAGCAGGCUGUUCAGACGGGCCCCAUUGAAAACCUGAAUCCCAAAAAAGCUCCUCCAAUCAAAGUCAUUCCGGCGGUACAGCGGAACAUGCGCCAGAUUCCACAAAGUAACAAGACAAGUGAUACAGUUGAGCCAGCACCUGUUCAAAUGCAAGGGCAAGUGAAUGAUGAGAAUAGAAGGCCUCAGAGGAGGAGAUCAGGAAAUAGGAGAACCAGGAAUCGCUCCCGAGGGCAGAAUCGACCCACUACCGUGAAAGAGAAUACAAUAAAGUUUGAGGGUGACUUUGACUUUGAAACUGCAAAUGCGCAGUUCAACCGAGAAGAGCUGGAUAAAGAAUUCAAGAAGAAGCUCAACUUUAAAGAUGAGAAAGUUGAGGCAGGAGAAGAAAAGGGGGAGCCUGCUGUGGCUGCUGAGAAUUGCGAUGGCAAUGCAGAUGAAGAACUCCUAGGGCCCAACUGCUACUAUGACAAAUCCAAGUCUUUCUUUGACAACAUCUCAUCAGAACUGAAACAAAGUUCAAGGCGUACAACGUGGGCCGAAGAACGGAAGCUGAACACAGAGACGUUUGGUGUGUCUGGGCGAUUUCUCCGUGGCCGCAGCUUUCGUGGGGGAUUUCGUGGCGGAAGGGGGUCUGGAGCUGUGCGGCGAAGUCAGGCUCCUCCCAGAGUGGGCACUGGAAGAGUGUGAACCUUGCAGGUUCUCAAGCGUGUUCUGUUACGAUGUGUACAUAGGAAGGAGGUAACAAGCAGACCUGUUGCACUUAAAACAUGGGUGAAUGGAGUGAUAUGUCCACGAGCUUAUACUCUUGACGGCACUGCUGCUUCUGUGUCAAAGCAGGAUUGGCACACUGGAGCAACUUGGACACCUUUACCAGGAGUCUCUUCUUUUUCCCCCUUUAAGGUAGCACAAGGAACUUGUGCUGCUUCUAGGUUCCAAAGGCUGCUAUAGCUGAACACACAGAACACCUAAUCUGUUCCCUGAAGGAGAUGACACAAUUCUAAUUUCUUCAAAAAGCGAACCAAAGCUUGUUUGAAACCAGCAACUUCUUAAUCUGUGGAACAAAGAUUCUGCUGGUCUCCUUCCUUCUGUUUUUUUUCUUUUUGUCUCUACACCAUUCACCCUCCAGGUUGGAACAAAUCAUUUUGAUGUCUAGAAACGAGUUGUAGUGCAACAAGUUGUAUGUAAUGCGGUGAUGGGAAUUGUCGCUGAUCAUGUAUCUGUAAUUCUGGGUUCACCACGUAAAUGUAUAGUUUCUAUGGGGAACUGUACAACAAAUUUUCUUGAGGUGCUGGUCACCCCUCCUGUAGGAAUGCUAAGCAACUAAGCUGGCCAAUGGCAAGUGCCGUUCUUCAGCCCCCUCACGAUAUUAGCCUCCUCCUCCCAUGCUGCAGUGAAGCGUUCUCCAUGUGAGGAAGGCUACAGAUUAUGGGAUACCCAUGCAGCAACUCUUAAAGGAGAUUUGAGAUUUUACCCCUCCCCUACUUAAAGGGAAAAAAAAGUUUAAGCUUUUAGUUACUAGUCCUUUUCUUGGAGAAAGAGCAAUACAUGCUUUGUAUUCUUGGAACACGAGUAGGACUUUGAAUCCUCAAAAUGGGGGAGGGGAACCUAAAUGGAACUUAGGAAACCAGCAUGUUCCAAGUCCUUCAACCAAUUCCCCCUUUCCCAAACUCUGUAAAUAGUUUGUCUUUUUUUGUUUUUAAAAAGAUUUUUUUGGGGGGGUUGAAAGGUGGGUAAGGAGGGAUUAUAAACUCUUGCAUGAAAGUGGGUUAAGCCUGUAGUAAUAGGCAUGUGUCCCUUUUUGUUAGCUAUCGGAAUGUUUUGUUAAAAUGCCUCUUUUGGGUGCCAUUUAUUCUCUCCCACCCUGUUUCAUGGCUAGCUUUUUCAGUUCCUCCCUAGGUCAUGCAUUCACUUACGUUGUUAUAAAAGCUUGGGUUUAUUUUGUAGGCCUUUAUCAUGGGCUGCUUUAUGGAGUCAUGUAAAUUGUAAUUACAAAUAAACAUGUAAAUGUUUAA